Messenger RNA from Aplysia californica (California sea hare), 1399 nucleotides. RefSeq names its product catalytic subunit of protein kinase A (gene CAPLA). Gene Ontology annotation, biological process: peptidyl-serine phosphorylation. Gene Ontology annotation, molecular function: ATP binding; cAMP-dependent protein kinase activity. The record is from RefSeq and is marked provisional. Lineage: Eukaryota; Metazoa; Mollusca; Gastropoda; Aplysiida; Aplysiidae. Gene Ontology annotation, cellular component: nucleus; cAMP-dependent protein kinase complex.
GAGAAGAGGUGUUAGUAUUGUUUGUGGCUUUCGUGUUGCGUGCGUGGACUAGGAUUCUUAUCGGGAUUACACUUCUGUUUUUCAAACUAACGGGAUUAUCUGCUCAGCACCUGUUUGUGCAGUCAAACACUAUCAGAUUGGAGGUGCAGUAGCAGUUACACUCAGGAUAUGGGCAAUGCGGCAACGGCAAAAAAAGGGGACCCGGCGGAAAAUGUCAAAGAAUUCUUGGCCAGAGCCAAAGAGGAAUUUCAGAACAAAUGGGAUCACCCACCAGCAAGCACAUCAUGCUUAGACGACUUCGACAGAAUCAAAACUCUGGGCACUGGCUCGUUCGGCCGUGUCAUGCUAGUCCAGCACAAGGGCGAGAGCAGGAACUUCUACGCCAUGAAAAUCCUAGACAAACAGAAGGUUGUCAAGUUGAAACAAGUAGAACACACGCUUAACGAGAAAAAGAUUUUGCAAUCCAUCAAUUUUCCAUUUUUGGUGAAGCUAGAGUAUUCCUUUAAAGUAAAUUCCAUUGUUGAAUUGUACAUGGUUUUGGAGGAUGUACUAGGAGGAGAAAGCGAGCCGCAUUCCCGAUUUUACGCUGCACAAAUAGUGUUGGUCUUGGAAUACUUGCAUCACUUGGAUAUUAUGUACAGAGAUUUAAAACCUGAGAAUUUACUCAUAGAUUCCUACGGUUACCUAAAGGUGACGGAUUUCGGCUUUGCCAAGCGUGUUAAGGGCCGGACCUGGACACUGUGUGGCACCCCUGAGUACCUGGCCCCCGAGAUCAUCCUCAGCAAGGGUUACAACAAAGCUGUGGAUUGGUGGGCUUUGGGUGUCCUCAUUUAUGAAAUGGCUGCUGGAUAUCCCCCUUUCUUUGCUGACCAGCCCAUCCAGAUUUACGAGAAGAUCGUGUCAGGAAAGGUUCGCUUCCCGUCCCACUUCAGCUCGGACCUGAAGGACUUGCUACGCAACCUGCUGCAGGUGGACCUGACCAAACGUUUUGGCAACCUCAAAAACGGCGUCAACGACAUCAAGAACCACAAGUGGUUCUCCACCACCGACUGGAUCGCCAUCUACCAGAGGAAGGUUGAAGCUCCAUUUGUGCCCAAGACAAAGGGUGCCGGCGACACGGCCAACUUUGACGACUACGAGGAAGAGCCAUUACGCAUCUCGUCGACGGAGAAAUGUGCCAAAGAGUUUGCCGAUUUUUGAUAGCUGUGUAAUAACAACAACAACUGGACAAUGCUACAUCACUACCACAACCACCACCACCACCCCACCUCCAUCAUCACCACUAUUUUCAUCAUUACUACUAACAAACUGCGAGUGUGAGACGAGAGGAAGAAAGUGAAUAGUAAAAAAAAAGAGAGACACUUAGUCACAGUGCAGCCUGAAGUGAUAUUUUGGGUGG